This is a messenger RNA of Paraglomus brasilianum, 353 nucleotides long. The record is from the annotation of a GenBank genome assembly. NCBI's taxonomy places the organism in Eukaryota, Fungi, Glomeromycota, Glomeromycetes, Paraglomerales, Paraglomeraceae.
AUGAAGCGGCUGAUGUUACCAUUUUCCGCUUACGAAGCUGCGCUCGUCGGGUUUGUUAAUCCUCUAUUCGGAUAUACGAAAUGUACAGGAUCAACUUUGGUUAUGAUCGAGUACGCCAAGCAGCGCAAAAUCAACUCGCUUCCGCUUUCCGAAGAAGACAAGGAUAAGGACUAUGUCGACAAGUCAGACAAAGAUAAAGACUGUGUCGACAAGUCAGAUAAGGAUAAGGACUAUGUCGACAAGUCAGACAAAAUAAAGACUAUGUCGACAAGUCAGACAAGGAUAAGGACUAUAUCGACAAGUCAGAUAAGGAUAAGGACUAUGUCGACAAGUCGGACAAGUAUUAAGAAAAG